Molecule: messenger RNA, 3926 nt
Organism: Xenopus laevis (African clawed frog)
Lineage: Eukaryota; Metazoa; Chordata; Amphibia; Anura; Pipidae
Gene: thap7.L
Product: THAP domain containing 7 L homeolog
Exons: 7
Coding region: 265-1587 (440 amino acids)
Biological process (GO): regulation of DNA-templated transcription
Cellular component (GO): nucleus
Molecular function (GO): DNA binding
Source: RefSeq, a predicted model, not a curated record
GUACGUCACAACCACGUCUCGCGAGAGUGUGACGGAAUCCUUGGAAAGUAGGCCGGCUGGAGCCCAGGAGCUGGCCAUCGAAACGGCGAUGCGGGAUAUUUAAACAGCGGUCCGGGGCUGCGGGCUGUGUUAUGAAAAUCGGGACUGUCCCGCGAAAGGCGGGACAGUUGGGAGGUAGUUUGCAGUUUAGCCAGAAGUUGAGUCUUACGGUCCUUAUAUGACGAUAGAAACUACAAGACAAGAUCCUUAGCUGAAAACUACGAAAUGGUGCGAUCAUGUUCCGCUGCUAACUGCGUCAACCGUCAGACGGCACUAAACAAGCGCAAGGGUAUAACUUUCCAUCGGUUUCCAAAAGAACAAGCUCGCAGGCAACUUUGGAUUACUGCUGUGACCCAUUCUCAUGCUGCUGUGGGAACGGACUGGACUCCUUCCAUUCACAGCUCUCUCUGUUCCCAGCACUUUAACAAUACACAAUUUGACCGGACCGGACAGACUGUACGGCUGCGGGACAGUGCGGUGCCAACAGUAUUUUCAACACUCAACUACUCAAAGAUGCCUAGACACUGCUCUGCUCUUGGCUGCACCACUCGAGACUCAAGGCAGACAAGAAACAACAACAUCUCCUUCCACAGGCUUCCAAGGAAAGAUGAUCCCCGGAGAAAUCUUUGGAUAGCCAAUUGCCAGCGCACAGACCCUAGUGGCAAAGGUCUAUGGGAUCCUUCUUCUGACUAUGUAUACUUCUGUUCUAAACAUUUUGAGAAAAGCUGUUUUGAAGUUGUUGGAACAAGUGGCUACCAUCGUCUUAAAGAAGAUGCUGUUCCAACAUUAUUCCUGUCGUCUGCUAAGCUUCGGAGAGCAGCAAAGCUUAAAACUCAAAAAAGGAAAAAUGCAAAGAACACAAAAGGAAAACGAAAAAGGAAUCUUCCAUUGCAUGUUAAUCCAAGUCUGUCAGGGAACCCUGAUGAAACUGCUGCAGAAUGUUUUGAUGACAGAAGGUAUGAUGGAGUGCCUACACAAGACUUGGUUAACUUCCAUGGACUCUGCCCUGAAAAUAUAGAUCUUCCAACCGAUCCAGCUCCAGCAGAAGGAGCUGUGGCCACCACAGUUGACCAGAUGCACCCAGAGGGCACCUUGGAAGAUAUGGAGGUUUCUAGUGCUAUUAAUGGGCCCAUCUCAGACUGUAGCUUGAAAGUAUCUAUUGUAAGAGAUAAAAUGGCUUCAGAUAUGUCAAUGGACCCAGUGGAAAAUUCCAGAGAAAGGGAAAAUGAACCUUCCUGUCCUGUCUCUCCUUCAGCGUACAUGCUGCGCCUCCCUCAACCUCCUGGUGCCUACAUCCAAAAUGAACACAGCUACCAUGUGGGCAAUGCUCUUCUUUGGAAGAGACGGGCUGAAGCUGCUUUGGAGGCUCUAGGUAAAGUCCAAAGGCAACUGGAGGCAUGCAGGCGUAGGGAGCAGCGACUGAGACUUCGCUUUUCUGCUUUACAACAGGAACACUUGCGAGAAAGACGUGCACAGUCCGAUGUUAGAGAAAAGCUAAAGGAACAUUUGCAGGUGUUUGAGCUGCAGCUUAUCAAUGAUUUUGUAUAAGUCUCACUGAGGAGCAGCCAUGGGAGGUGUAAUUCAUGUACAGCUUUAUCAUAAAUAUGUUCUCUCAGCAAGUCAGUUGUGUCUAGAUUCCCUUUAUUCUUCAUUUUACUAAUUUCAUUGACUUUUUUUUUUAAAGGCGAACUAUCGCGAAAAUUAAAAUGAAAUACAAGCUUCCUCAUACUGCCGUAAGAAAUUACAAUCAAUUAAAUAUUCUGCAUUGUUUCUGAAAUAAUCGCGUUUAUGUUCACUAUUCCUCUCUCAGCAUCUGUUUCUCUUCAUUCUGUCUUCAUGCAGCAGUUGGGUGUCAGAUAAUCAUUGACAGUUGGAUCCAAUAUAUCUUAUAGGGGGGGGUCUUCCUUUCCUAGCAGAUGUAUUAGAGCUCACUCAUAUAACUGAUUCCAGUACAAACAAAAUCUAACAAAAUAAUUGCCUUUUGCACAAAUUCUGCAUGUAGAGAGACAUGAUGUCUGGUGAUUUUAAUAGAGUGAGCUUGAAUACAUCUACCAGGAAAGAGAGCCCCCCUAUAACAUAUAUUGGAUCAUUCAUCUGACACCCAACUGCUGAAUGAAGACAGAAUGAAGAGAAACAGAUGCUGAGAGAGGAAUAAUGAAGAUAGACUUAUUGAUUAUUUCAGAAACGGUAUACCAUUUUCAAUUGAUUGUAUUUAGAAAGUUUUUUAUUUCAGUAUGAGUAGGAGUAUAUCGGUAUAAGCUUAUAUUAAAUUUUCAUUUUUGCAAAAUUCCCCUUUAUUUUUGUGUGCAAGUUAUAUCCACAGGUAUCCUGAUUAAACUACUUAUAUUUCAUUGUUAUUGCAGUCAUUUGGAUUUAUCCGAUUACAUUCAGUUCAUUUGAAUGCAUACUUUUCUUUGUACCUGGAAUGCUUAAUGUUAACAUUUUAUUCAGUUUUUACUAUCCAGUAAACGUUUGAGUCUCUGCUUUAAACCAUUUUCACUCCGUUAAAUAUUCUUCUGCAAAAUAUAUGUACUGUUUAAACAAGAAAUGUGCCAUGUUUGUAAAUAUGGUUUAUUGUUUAGCUGAUUUCUGAUCAUCUCAUUUCUAUCUAUUGUAUAUGAAGGGGUGUGUGACGGCUUAUUUUAAUGGAAGCAAGCUAUAACCUUAUGAGGAAGAUGGGAAUUUAGGUUCAUAAAUAUUACAGCGUUAGAUAGGAGCCAACUCCUCUUAUAACUGGCCAGCCCUGGCUUAUUGUGACCAUAAUAUUUCCUCUUUUUUUUUUUUUGGCCACACAUCUGGCUGUGUGAGCUGCAUUUUUUUUUCUUUACAAAAGUUGAAUUAUUUUCAACAUCUUUUAGAAUAUAGUCCAAUAUCUAUCAAUAUCAACAUGCAAAAGGUAAGCAGUUCCACGCAUCAUAAAAAUUUUUGGUGCAUUUAAAACCAAUCAAAUCAUAUGUGACCAAAAAACACACUGGGUUAUGUAAUAAUGUAUGUUAUAAUGUUAAAUGUUUUGACCUGUUUAAUAUGCAUCAAAUCAGUGUGUUGUGUGUGUGUGUGUGUGUGUGUGGAAUGGGGUAUUUCACCUUUAAAUGAAUUUUUAGUAUGACGUAGACUAUUUUGAGAGAAUUUACAAAUGGUCUUUUUUUUUUUUUUUAAAUGUACUUUUUUUUUUUUCAGCAAUUCUGCAGAUUGGAAUUUUUGAAACAAUAUGGUUACUAGGGUUCACUUUACCCAAGCAGCCAUUCAUUGGUUUGAAUACAAGCCUGGAAAAUGAAUUGGAGAGGGAGUGAAUAGAAAAAUACACAAAAAGUAACUAACUCAUGGAGCAAUAGGUUUUUGGCAGUGACCUUCAACUGAAGCUGAAAAGAUUCAAAAGAGGAAGGCAAAUUAUUUAAAUACUAUUAAAAAGACUAGCUGAACCUCAGCUAGAAAGGACAUUUUAUAACAUACUAAUAGAUAACUGAAAGUUGAAUGUCUCUGCAAGCACUAGGCACCAUACAGCAUAUGUUACUGCCCACUGAAGAGAAAAUAAAACCAAGAUAAUCUUAAAAUUAGGCUAUAAUCUCCCUUUGCUUUAAUACAUGACCACUGCACGCUCAGAAAAGACUCUUUCACUUUAAAAAAUGUUUUGGAUUAAUACACAUACGUGUAGGGUUUUAGAUAACCAUAUGUUUUCAUUAGGAUUUGUCCUUUUUAGUUGUGCUUUUACUUUUUUGGAAUGGUUUGCUCGUUGUUGCUAAAUUCUAAGAAUGUCAAGAUGUGCAAAAGAAAGGAGUAUCGUAUAAGUACGGGGGAAUAUAUUUUCAUAUCUCUUAUAUGAACAGCGGAUACAAUGUAAAUGCUCCCAAACAGAGAUUGAUGGUGCUUAAUAAAGCUUAAUAAAUGCA